Molecule: messenger RNA, 1281 nt
Organism: Penicillium canariense
Lineage: Eukaryota; Fungi; Ascomycota; Eurotiomycetes; Eurotiales; Aspergillaceae
Product: questin oxidase family protein
Exons: 4
Coding region: 1-1281 (426 amino acids)
Molecular function (GO): oxidoreductase activity
Source: RefSeq, a predicted model, not a curated record
AUGACAGGUGAAUCUUCCGUUCGUCUUCCUAGUCCGGCAGCCUGUCUUCAAGAAUUGGACCCUGUGCCAAUCCUAGACGGCAGCGUUAGCCCGGAAGAGGGAAACAAGUUGGAGGAACUUCUCGAGGAAGGCCAUGCUACCACUGCUCCUCUUCGCAAUCCAAAACUCAUAUUUCACAAUCACUUGCCUCAUGUUUUAGGCUCGGCUUACGCCCUAGGGGCGAACAUUGACCAACUCGACGAACUAUACGAGCACGAGAUCAAGGGCUUGGUCCAUUCUGACGAUGUAGAAAUGCCGGGCGAUUCCAUUACGCCGCCAAAAUGGAGGGACUUCUUGAACCGAAAAUCGCAUACUGUUGAGUAUGUCAAAUUUUUCGACGAGGAGAUAAGAUCUCACAACAACGAUUGGAAACCUGUCCUUGAAAAGUAUCUUUUUACAGAUGAGGAGCCGCUCAUCAAUGGCUUUGUGGGUGGUCUCGGUCACCCUUUUAUUCAUCUUGCGUAUGCUUGGGAGCUCCAGUCUUCAACGGUUGCCUCGGAGGCACUUUCACUAGGAUGUACUGAGUACUUUGGGCUUCAUGGUCUUCUCGACCACUAUCCCCCGGAUAACUCGACAUUUAAAACGACCAGUCUGGCCGACGUGAUCAAAAAGGUCCAUGAUGAUGAGCGAUUGGAUGGUUUGUUUACCGAUCCAGGUAUUACAAACAUGGGCGUCUUGCUAGAGAAACGGUUUGAUGUUCUUCUAGAACAUUGGAAUGCGUGGGAGGCAACAGACCCACUCCAACAACUAGAACAUUGCUGUGAUGUGUCCAUGUUACUGGCUUUUGGGACAGGCAGCCGCGAGCUGAAAUACGACUUCUUCCUGAUGCACACUAUGACAGUCGCUCAUGCCGUCCGCGUUCUCUGGCAUUUCCUCCCUAAGGAGAGACAUGCUUGCAUUCUGAGGCAAUAUGCCUUGUUUGUGAUUAUGAUUUACAUUUGUCAGCUGAAGCCCACGUUCGAUGUUCAUAUUAUCGACUCGAUUGACUCCGUGUCGCUCGACGGUCGUGACUGGGAUUUUGUGGUAAGCCAGGCCUUGACACACACGUGGUACAAAGAUGCGCAUUUUUUCAAGGCUGUUCGAGGACCCAAAGUAUUUGAGAAGACAUAUGGAACCAAGGACAAUUUCUAUCUCAAGGCAGCGGCCAAAUUUGUUGACGAAUUUGAUGGAUGGGAGGGGUUCGGCCUUGGAGUUGAAGGCUUCAUUCCAAGCAGAGACGGAUACAUCUAUACUCAGCGCUGA